This is a messenger RNA of Bemisia tabaci, 3663 nucleotides long. The record is from RefSeq and is a predicted model, not a curated record. Lineage: Eukaryota; Metazoa; Arthropoda; Insecta; Hemiptera; Aleyrodidae.
ACGGUUUCAGCAAGCUUCUCAAUCGAGCAAUGUUCAUUUCCUCAUUUUUUUUCUUUAAACCAGCACAAAACUUCACCAUUUUUAGCUGAUCAUUAAUACCACAAUCAUUCGUAACUUUUGUAACUUUCGGCAUUUUCGUAACCAUUCUGCCUGAUAGAGAGAAGAAUAAUGCGCGCGUCGCGGCCAUCUUGCCUGCACAUACGAGUAUCGAGUUCGCAAUCGUUCGUCUCAAAGCAUGGAUCCGCACGCUUGAUCAACUCCUGAUUCUCAGAAAUUGUUCUGAAGAAACCGACAAAUCUUCCCUGAGUCAUGCUGGAGGCCUUCAAUUACUUUGCGAUGAAUUCUUUGCCAUACUUUCGUUGUCGGUCAAGAUAAAAUUGGCGUUGUUUGAAUCCACGGCGUCCUCCGGGUGGCAUACAGAGAGCUAAGAGGACAGAUUUCAUAUCAUACCUUCCAGUUCAGCUAAAUACCGAAUGGAAAAAAGAUCUCCCAACUUAACCUUUGUUUUGAAUGGAUUCUGUGCUACUUUUCACUCGGGAGUUUUCAUGGGAAAUUAGCUUUGCCUCUUCGUUUUUCAUUGUAAAUUUAUCGGUCCAUGCAAAAACCGAACAUCUACAUUUCCGGUUGUCUGCAGUACAAGCAUCCCAAUGGACCUUCAAGCUCAUCAGACCAUAAACAUUUUCAAUUUCAAAAUCCACCUUUGUCAGGGCGAUCGCAGUUGUCCUGCCUCCUCUGAAGUGUGAUAAGAGUCAGCGCCAAAUGAGCUUGUACACCUCCAGACUGCAAGUGGAGACCUGCCAUUACGAUCUCAGCAUCUACUUGCAAUGUUAAGCAGGUGCUCCAGUCCCAUCCUUAGUCCUUUAGCAAUGAAGCCAUUCCAAGAUAAGGAGCCCUCUCUCAGCUCUGAAGUGGAGAUAAUAAAUUUUGCACCUUAUUCUAACCCUGUAUCUGUAGACAGCUCCCACGGUUCAGAAACUGAAUCAGCAGAUGAAGAUGAAUGCCUCAAAUUUUUCUCCGAUGAAGAAGACUGCAGUAAAAAGAAAAUUAUAAGUCAGUUCAUUGACGUUGAUGCUACUCCUGUGAGUGUUCAGCAAAGUAGUUUGCACUACGAUAGUGACUCAGAUACAGAUAUUGAAGAAGCCAUUUUAGAUUUCUCAACUUUAGAUCAAAACGUUAUGGACUCCUCUAGUGAUGAAUAUUUUGAUGGGUUUGAAGAUGAUGACCCGUUAAGGCAUGCAGAGGUCUACACGGAAGAAGAAAUGGUAGCCCUAGCUAGAAAUAAGAUGGAUAGACUUAAAACAUUAUUUAUAGAUCAAGUUAAAAGAUUGCAGUACAUACUCCAGAGGAAAAGGCACUCUUAUUUACAGUCAUUGAAAAAAGAAAAAGAAAUAUAUGGAAGCAUUCACUCUCAGAUCCGGAAGUCUCCUGCUGAGGAGAAAUUGUACCAAAAAUUGAAAGCCUUGAAUAGUUAUCACAAGCGCAACGGAGUGGAAGCUGUACUGCGUAAAAAAUCUUUAGAAAAACGUUCAAAGACUGUGAAUGGACGCAAAGGGUGCUCAGGGAACAAAUGUAUUUACACAGAAGAGGAUGUCAGGUGUGGAGCAAAAGUAUUACCCCUCUCUAAGUAUUGUUUGAAGCAUAUUUUGGAGGAUCAAAACCAAGCUCUCUUCCGAGUUUGCAAUUCUCAGUGCGCAGAUUUACCUUGCCGAGAACCAAUCUCCGUAUUUUUAGAGAACUCCUACUGUGUUUUUCAUAACAGGCACAUGCCACCUCUACCUCAUCUAACCCUUAAUGGGGUUGAAAAAAAGGAAUCAUGAACCGGUACAAGGCUACAUCACUGAAGAAGUAUCUUCUAAUUGGAAACAACCAAUUAUAUUGAUUUCCAGCAUUCUUUGAUACACCGGUGAAAAGUUUGUAAUGUAUUCAAAGUUUUAUCCUCUGACAAUCCAUAAGACACCAGGUGAAGAAUUUCUCCUGUCUCUCCUACUGGGUCAUAUUGAGCCAAUUUGAUAAGUAAUUUUUAGGGAACUGAAGUAUUUUGCAACAUCAGUUGUUGCCUUUAAUUGUUCUUUUUUUACCAUUAAGCAGUUGUUUAGUUUUUAGCAGUCGAUAUUUUUUUUUCUUCUAAUAGUUUUUAAAUGUUAUAGUUUUUAAUCGGUCGUUUUUAUUUAUUUCAAGUCAGUCAAUCUUUUCACUGGGCGUAUUUAUUCUGACGGAUUUAUUUCAAUGCCAAGAGCUGCGUGCUUUUAAAUUAUCUUAAAUCAGGCUGUCUACUAGUCCGAAAUUUCUGGAAAGUUUAGAAAUGGUACCGAUUUUUCCAGGGCCAUCCGGAAGUACUGGAAAAGUGCGGAAAUUUCGCAAAAAUGUCAGGAAUUUUUUCUUCCUACCAAGCUUGUUUUUUAUUGAAGCCUGGAAAGUAUGCAACUCCCUGUGCGUUGGUUUUUAGAGAAGUAUUUGUCUGCAGGACUGUGAUUGUGCAGUCAUUUAAUCUUAAAGCCACCAAUAAAAUUUUGUGGCUACAUCAUUUUUGCCAUAAUUUGAGCAAGGAUUUCUAAUUUUCGAAAUUUUUCGAAUUUCUUCCAAUGGAGGUUCUUAAAGAAAUUUUGAAUUUUUUUGUUGAGGAGGUACUGAAUUUCUUGUGAAUGUAAUGGAAAAGUACUGUUAGAUACUGAUUUUUUGGCCGCUUGUUUAAGUAGACACUCUGAAAAUUGGUGAUCAAUUGACAGCUACCAAGGGUGGGUCAUGCAGUGUUCCUUCCUUCUCAGAUGCCUCUCAGAGUGUGGCUAAAAGUUGUAUUGCGCAUAGUUUCUGAACCUCUAUCUUUUUUCUUUUUUUUUUUUGUAAAUUAGCCCCGAACAGCCUAUAAUGAUUGGUGAAAAUAGCAAAAUAUGGGCUCAUUAGUUAAGCAAAAUGUUUGGUCUCACUCCAAUUGAAAUUCAGAUGGGACAUUUACUUUACUCAAGGCUGCAGAAGUGAAAUGAUAUAAUGGCUGAUGGGAAAUUUCCCCGAAAUAUUUCAUGAAAUUCGACGAAGUUGCGUAAUUUGUGAAACAUAUUUUCAGGGGCUGGGUAUGCAACAAGCACUGAGUGUCAAGCAUCUAAAAGCCAAAAUCGUAAUUUUUUGCAUUUCAUUUUGAAAAGUUUUUCUUAAUAUCUUUCAUAAAUGAAAUUCAUGACAUGACCACAGUGCUUCUUCUUUGCAUGAUACCAAGUGUUAAAUUUUUGGAGAAAGCUCUUUUCAGACCCAAUUUUCUUUAGACUGGCAAAUAGAAAGCUCACUCUUAAAAGCACAUCUUACUCAGAAAAUCGCAAGGAACAUCUUGUGAAAAUAUGUAGAAAUUUAGCCAAUGCUGAAUUUCUAGGCAUUCGAUGUGUAGACCCUCUACAUUGUAUUUAACAUGAAAAAUUGCAACCCUGCUCUCUUCUUCAAGAAAUAGGCUAACCCAAAGGUGAAGUGUUUCCUAUUUUUCAGUUAUUUUCAGAAAAGGAUCAUGUUUAAAACAGAACCCAAUUUAGAGGAUGAAAAAAAUACUCUUCUCUCUUUUACAAGUCUGGGUGUCUGCUGUGCAGUGUAUUGACAUUCUCUGCAGGAAGCUUCUACUAUGGAUUAUUUUGUCACUAUGAACAGUUAAUUUCUGUUACUGAAUACAACUUUAUUUUAGGU